This is a messenger RNA of Neopsephotus bourkii (Bourke's parrot), 1571 nucleotides long. It is a transcript of the gene NR0B2, whose product is annotated as nuclear receptor subfamily 0 group B member 2. Gene Ontology annotation, cellular component: nucleus; cytoplasm. Gene Ontology annotation, biological process: circadian rhythm; negative regulation of transcription by RNA polymerase II. The record is from RefSeq and is a predicted model, not a curated record. The coding region runs from base 182 to 982 and encodes 266 amino acids. The transcript has 3 exons. NCBI's taxonomy places the organism in Eukaryota, Metazoa, Chordata, Aves, Psittaciformes, Psittacidae. Gene Ontology annotation, molecular function: transcription factor binding; transcription corepressor activity.
ACAGGCGCUGCUAAAACAACUUCCAGGUUGCUCGUUCCAAGGCCGGAGCACGCAGGUCAUGGAAGGGAGGCCCCAGACGAGUGCGUGUGACCCUGCCGGCAGCGACACCGCCGGCAGCGCGGGGGCCUUGGUGCCAUGCAGGAGCUGAGUUUUGGUGAGGAUCCAGCCCCUUGGCUCGGCUAUGACCAGCAGCAGCAUGGCCAUGGAUUGUGAGAGGUGCCAGUGCCACAGCGAGGACAAGCACACCGCCAUCCUCUACACCCUCCUCAGCCAGAACCUCAGCCACAGCCCGGUUCAGCAGCGCUGCCUCUGCCACCAGCGCCGCACCGUCUGCCUCCGCACGCCCCACGUCACCUGCCAGGCAGCCUCCAACGUGCUGGUAAAGACCAUCAGCUUCAUGAAAAACCUCCCUUCCUUCAACCUGCUGCCCCGAGAGGACCAGCUCCUGCUGCUGGACAGCUGCUGGGUCCCCCUUUUCCUCCUGGGGCUGGUCCAGGAGAUGGUGACCUUCGAGGUGAUGGAGACCCCAGCCCCCAGCAUGCUCAAGAAGAUCCUCCUCAAUGGGCAAAGCAAACGGCAGGAGCCUGAGUGGGCACAGCCCACGCUGGCGGCAGUGCAGCGGCUGCAGUGCUGCCUCAACACCUUCUGGAGCCUGGACCUGAGCCCCAAGGAGUAUGCCUACCUGAAGGGAGCCAUUCUCUUCAAUCCUGAUGUCCCUGGGCUGAGGGCCUCCCUGUACAUCGAGAGCCUGCAGCAGGAAGCCCAGCGAGCGCUUCAGGAGGUGCUGCAGCCCCUGCACCCCGAGGACCAGGGCCGCUUCGCCCGCAUUUUGCUGAUUGCCUCCACCUUGAAAUCCAUCCCUCCUGCCCUCAUCACGGAUCUCUUCUUCCGACCCAUCAUCGGCAACGCGGACAUCAUGGAGCUCCUUGCCGAAAUGCUCUAUGAGAUAACGGGCAGGCAGCUGGCUCCUGCGGUGUGCUGAGGAGCCACGCUCAGCCCCCAGCCCCACGGGUGCUCCCCACACCUCGCCAGGCAAGGAAAGUGCAUCUGGGAGCAGGGAUUUAGCCUUGGACUCUGCAGGGAUUGCAGUAGGGAUGAGGCAGGAGGAUUCUGCCAGGCUGCAGCAGAGCAGGCAGAGAAACUGCUCCAGUUCAGCGGGUGUUUACAGCAGCCCCUGGUCUCCGUUUCAGGCGCAGGCACCUGUGAACAGAGCAUGGAGCAGGGCAGGUUAGAGCCCAGCCUGAUUUUUACUCAAUGAAUCCUUGAUCCCAUUGAAAUCAAUGUGCAUUUUGCUGUUAACUCCAAGAGAUGUUUGUCCUCAGCUAACAGCUUGAUUCUGGGGUGUUGAGGCAUGUCCUCAGCAUCGCUUCCCGAUCACAAACAUGGUGGGAUUAGGUCUGGGUGAAGUCUUGCUCUGUUUAUUGUGCUUGAAAUCUUAGAACUAUUCAUGAAAGAUUGUCCUAAGGCACCAAAAGGGGAAAAAACAAUAUUAGAUCUUGCAGGAUGUGCAGAUUUCCCUCUCUGUCUUAGACUCUAUCUUUUCUCUUUAACACCAUGAAAUGCCACAGUGG